AAGUAUGGGGAAAUGGCAGUCUGGUGUAAGAUUCUCAGAUAGAAACAGCUCAAAGUGGUUGUCUCUCCAUGUUUACAUAUGCCCAAGUGGUCUUCUAAAAUAAUGCCGAGGAAUCUCGUGCCUUUGCUUCCAAACAGUCUAACCAUUCUAUAUUCUCAAGCUAAAGGAUAAAAAGCCUCUUCCACUCUUGCAGUUUGCUCUGGGGAAGGUAUGUAUUCCCUUGUUUGGUUAAUGCUUUUAUCAUACUCAAAUUUGGUGAGCACCAACAAUCUCUACCACGACAAUGCCUUACAAGCUAAAAGCAUAUUCAUACUAGCCGGACAGAGCAAUAUGGCAGGCCGAGGAGGAGUUGUAAACGGCACUUGGGAUGGAUUUAUCCCUCCGGAAUGCCAAUCCAAUCCGCUAAUCCUCCGGCUUAAUGCUGAGCUUACAUGGGAAGAGGCUCGAGAGCCUCUCCACCGUGACAUUGAUAUCCUGAAAACUUGUGGGAUCGGGCCUGGGAUGGCGUUUUCAAAUUCAGUUCUGGAGAGGGACUUGGGCAUCGGGGUGAUUGGUUUGGUCCCUUGUGCCAUCGGAGGAACCAACAUAAGCGAAUGGAGACGUGGUAGCCGGCUCUACAAUCAGCUGCUGACGCGGGCUCAGGCAGCGUUGCACGGUGGAGGAGGACUAAUUCGGGCUAUUCUAUGGUACCAAGGUGAGAGUGACACAGUGAGCCAUGAGGAUGCUAAAUUGUACAAGAGGAGAUUGGUCAGGUUCUUCACCGAUGUUCGAUCUGAUUUGUUGUCACCUGUGCUGCCUGUGAUCCAGGUGGCGUUGGCAUCAGGGGAAGGUCCAUAUGUAGAUGUAGUAAGGAAAGCUCAGCUGGAAAUAGACCUCCCAAAUGUGAAAUGUGUCGAUGCAAAGGGACUGCAGCUGCAGCCGGACGGGUUGCAUCUUAGCACAGCAGCACAAGUGACGGUUGGGCGAAUGAUGGCCGACGCCUUCCUCCAGAUUAUGGCGCCUAUUCCUGUUCAGAGCAGCGCCCACAAGACCUUCCACAACUUUUUUCUGGGCUUCUUUCUCAGAUGGUUUAGGUGGAUAUUUUGAUCAUGAUACAUAUAUUUAUCUUAAUUAUUGUUGAACAUAAAAAUUCUCAUUAUUUCAAAAUAACAAUCUUUUUCCAGGCAAGA
Messenger RNA from Sesamum indicum (sesame), 1169 nucleotides. Its product is annotated as putative carbohydrate esterase At4g34215. The record is from RefSeq and is a predicted model, not a curated record. NCBI's taxonomy places the organism in Eukaryota, Viridiplantae, Streptophyta, Magnoliopsida, Lamiales, Pedaliaceae.